AUGACUCGGUAUUCUGAGUUAGUCAGUAUUAUUGUUUACUCAGUUUCGUUAUUGCCCUUUAUUUCGUCUUACUAUUCUUUCCUCUGUUUCGUUAAUCUUGUUUCUCUAGAAAAGGCUACUAGUGAUGGUCGAGUGACGUCAACACCUGUCCAAGAAGAUCCUGUCGAUAAAGCAAAAAAGGCAAACUGGAAGGCGAGGAUUCUCAUCGCUCUCGGAUUAAUCCUUCCUAUUGUUGCUGGAGUGAUCGGCGUUGUUGCCUGGGCAGUAAACGCUGAAACUGUAAUGGGAAGAAGCAGAGUUAACACAUCAUUUAUGCCUAAUCAGAUUGAUAGUGGAACUGGUGGAAGAAAACAAAGUCAUAGUUUGUCAUUUUUGGAGAAUAGAGUAGACAGAGGCUUCGGUACAAAUCAUGUUCUAAGCAGACCCAUGAGCAAGUUCCCAGUCGUUACUAUGAGAAGUGGUAUUACUAGGGACUUCUCAAAGAACGACGCCAUUUCUAGUAGUUCUGGUCAGUCAAAAAAGAACAAUGAUGACGUAUUUUUUGUCCAGUACGUGCCGAAUGAUAAAAAGAAAUACGAUCCAAUGAUGGAAAAAGAAAUGUCUGUUGAAAGUUCGAUUGACAAUCGAGAUUCGUCAACAAAAUUAGCGAUAAACAAAAAUACUGACAUUAGUGAUUUACUGACAAAAUUUAUUGAAAAAUCCAAAGACAAUGGAAAAAACUCACGGCAUUCUCUUGUAUUUUCGCCUUCAACGAUUAAAUCUACGAAGAAGAUCGCCAAGAGUUCUUUUUCGCAGUUGGCAAAUAAUCCAAACUACAGAGUUCAGUUCGAUGAGGAUCUUGAUUAUAUUAAUCCUUUGGAUGGCUUACAAUUAUCCGAUGAUACAACAUUAAAGAGUUAUUCCACGAGAUCUGAAAACAGUGGAAAAUCAUCAUCCCAGACCUUGGGCCCUAAUAGGUCUGGUGAACAACCGCUUGUACCUAAUAAACAAUCAACCAUCCAGAAUGAUGGCGGUUACUCUGGUGGUUCACCACAAAAUUAUGGAGGAUAUGCUCCUUCAGCUCCCCCUCCUUCUUCCAGUUAUCCAUCUAACAACUAUGGACAACAUCCUCCUCCUUCUGAUUAUCCUCCUUCCAGUUAUCCAGCACCUGUUGAGAGCUAUCCAUCCAACAACUAUGAACAACAGCCUCCUGCUUCUGAUUAUCCUCGUUCCAGUUAUCCAGCACCUGUUGAGAGCUAUCCAUCCAACAACUAUGAACAACGUCCUACUGCUUCUGAUUAUCCUCCUCCCAGUCCUCCAAAAAUAGACUACAAGAAUGAUGGAAGUUACGAUAAUGACUAUCAGGAAAGCAGCUACGUUCAGGGGUAUGACGACCACGUUCCCUCUAAGGGGCUAUCAUUACACAUAGGUGGGGGUGGCGGUCAUGGACUAAUUAAUCCUAUCAGUUCUUUAUCAAGUCUUCUGCUUCCUAGCCUGGGGAAACCCAAAGUCAACCUCAAUGGACGAGUAGUGCUUGGAGUUGUUCUGGAUAAAGGAAUCGGACUGGGGGGUAACAAAGGGCUCCAUGGUGGUUAUAUCGGUUAA
This is a messenger RNA of Limulus polyphemus (Atlantic horseshoe crab), 1584 nucleotides long. RefSeq lists its product as uncharacterized. NCBI's taxonomy places the organism in Eukaryota, Metazoa, Arthropoda, Merostomata, Xiphosura, Limulidae. The record is from RefSeq and is a predicted model, not a curated record. The transcript is spliced from 4 exons. Bases 1 to 1584 code for a protein of 527 amino acids.